AUGGCACCGAAAGCGAGUGGGAAGGCUGUUAAGAAGGCCGGUAAAGCCCAGAAAAACAUUGCUAAGACCGACAAGAAAAAGAAGCGUAAGAGGAAGGAAAGUUACGCAAUCUACAUCUACAAGGUCCUGAAGCAGGUUCAUCCUGAUACUGGAUUCUCAAGCAAGGCAAUGAGCAUCAUGAACAGCUUUGUCAAUGAACUCUUCGAACGUAUUGCUGCUGAAUCUUCCCGCUUGGCUCAUUACAACAAGAGAUCCACAAUCACAUCUCGGGAGAUCCAGACUGCUGUCAGGCUUCUCCUUCCCGGUGAACUCGCCAAGCACGCCGUCUCUGAAGGAACGAAGGCUGUGACCAAGUACACCAGCUCUAAAUAA
Belonocnema kinseyi is the source of this 372-nucleotide messenger RNA. Its product is annotated as histone H2B-like. Gene Ontology annotation, cellular component: nucleosome. Bases 1 to 372 code for a protein of 123 amino acids. Lineage: Eukaryota; Metazoa; Arthropoda; Insecta; Hymenoptera; Cynipidae. The transcript has a single exon. The record is from RefSeq and is a predicted model, not a curated record. Gene Ontology annotation, molecular function: DNA binding; structural constituent of chromatin; protein heterodimerization activity.